UGUUCUAGAUAGCUAAAUACAAAGUAAUUAAUUAACAAUGCGUUCAAUUAACCGCCAAAAAUUUAAAUAUCAAAUACUUUACAGAUUUAAAUUGUUUACUUUAUCGAUUUAAAUCUGAUAAAACCGGGUCCAAAGGUCUUUCCGAAUCAAAUAAAACAAAAAUUAUCUCCCCUGUCUUAUUAAACGUUCUAAUUUUCUGAUGAAUUCCCUGCUUGUGAAAGUUUAUCAUCUCACAGCAUUUGUUGUGUUGCUGGGAUCUUUCAUUUACAAUCAAAUACAAAUCAGAGAUGAACAUGGAGGAGGCAUACUCAGCUACAAAGGAUUUGGUGGAAAAUUCAAAUAUUUAACAUUUUGGUAUUUUUGUAUUCAGACAUUAUACUUUGGCAUCACUGUACUGAAUGAUUUUUGUGGAUCCAAUGUUCGACCAUCAGAAAAAGGACAAAAAAUAUCAUCUAUGCAGAAAUUUAGAGAUUAUUUCUUAGCAACGCUUGUUUUUCCUGUUGGAGUGUUUGUGGUGAUGACAUUCUGGGGUAUAUAUGCUGUGGAUAGAGAACUAGUCUAUCCAAGAGCAUUGGAUAAAAUUAUACCACCAUGGCUCAAUCAUAUUAUGCAUACAACUAUUGUACCAUUUUUAUUAAUAGAGAAAUACAUAGUAUAUCAUCAGUAUCCUCCACGUAAAUCUGGUUUGAUAACCUUGUUGGGUUUUGCAUUGCUAUAUUUAGUGUGGAUAUUGUGGAUAGCUUACUAUGCCAAUAUUUGGGUAUAUCCUAUAUUGAAAGUUUUACAGCCCCACCAGAGAGCUGUGUUUAUCAUAGUACUGUUAUUCCUAUUUAUUAGUUUAUAUAUACUAGGAGAGGCUAUUAAUAAAUUUUUCUGGGGAAAAGAAAGAUCUGUUCAAUCAAGAAAAAUGAAAAAUACACAAAAAGUCAAAUAGCAACCAGAAUUUUGAUAGAAGAAGGAAUUGUUUAAUGAUUUUAUUUGUAUAUUUUCAAAUGUCUCACUGUUGUUGUGAAUUGUAAUUUCUUAAAACAUGUAUUUAUUAAUUAUGCAUGUACUAUUUUAUUUUUAUAAAAUACCAAAUGUAUUUUAAUUUUAAAUGUUAUAGUGAUGGAAGAGCAGCAUAAUAAUGUUGUAAGAUGUUUCUUGCAUGCAUUUUAUCUUUAACAAAUUAGUCCCAGAAAUAAAAAAACAACACACAAAUAAAAUUUUACUUUCCUGGGGGUCAUGAUGGGGUCAACAGAAUAAAUAAUUAUCACAGAAUAUGCAGAG
This is a messenger RNA of Mytilus trossulus (common blue mussel), 1269 nucleotides long. RefSeq names its product androgen-induced gene 1 protein-like. NCBI's taxonomy places the organism in Eukaryota, Metazoa, Mollusca, Bivalvia, Mytilida, Mytilidae. The record is from RefSeq and is a predicted model, not a curated record. The coding region runs from base 200 to 934 and encodes 244 amino acids. The transcript is spliced from 6 exons. Gene Ontology annotation, cellular component: membrane; endomembrane system.